CUCCUGAAGGAGUAUUUCAUUUUGAAACACAUGGAAGUAAAAUAAAAAGCCUUGCACCUGUGCUUUGUUUUGAUCCCAUGAACUUGUUGCCCAGGAUCCCUUUUAAAUACACAGGGCUCCUACCACUAACCCAACUGAGGGCAAAAGACUUCCCUAGAGAUGAGAUACUUGUAGAUAAAAAAGACCAUUAAGAAAAAGCGAUAUACUCUCCCAAAGGAUGCUAGGGGAACAGAUACACCCCUUGACUUGGCCAAUGUCUCAAAAUUGAGCUGUGCUGCCACACUGUGGUGAGAGAAAGUGAUCCCAUACCUGUUAUGAGUGAUCUGGAGUCUUGUGGCCACUCCUCUUAAAAGACCAAACCACAUUUAUUUACUUAUUACAUUUAUAUCCCUUUCCUGCGUGGAGCUCAAGGCAGUUCACAUGGUUAUCUUCUUCCCCAUCGGCAUCCAUCACAACCAAUCCUGGGAGGCAGGUUGGGCUGAGAGACUCUGACUGGUCCAAGGUCCACCAGUGAGUUUCAUGGUGGAGCAGGGAUUUGAACCCUGGCCUCCGGGGUCCAAAUCCUCAUUUCAUGGUGCAUAUUUGGGCGCGCACCCCUCUGCAGGGUGCAGGGAGCUGGGUGGGUCGGUGUGCCAUACUACGCCAUAGCUGUCAACCUUCCCUUUUUUUGCGGGGAAUUCCCUUAUUCCAGCGCCGUUUCCCGCUGCUAUCCCGGAUUGUUAGGUAUCCCGUAGACUGUCCCCGGGACAGGCGAGGCUGCUGAUCCCUUAUUUUCAAAUCUGAAAGUUGACAGCUAUUUACUACGCGCGGCGAGUGAGGAACCUGGGUCCCCAUUUUCACACAGCUCUGAAGCAAUCGGGAUGAUCUUGGCCAGCAGCACCAGUAUCUCGGCAUAACCUACCCCGCAGGGUUGUUGUGUGUCGGGGAGCCUGAUCGCCUGGCCGAAAAACGGAGGUGGCGGAGAGGAAGCGGCCGUGCGCGUCGACUGCGAGGGGGGAAAAGGAGGCAGGGACUGAGGCGUCUCCCUCCGGCGGAGGAGGAGGAGCAGGAGCUGCAAGGGCGACGGAGCCGGCGAUGCGAGCCGGCCGGCUUCCUUGAACCCCGAGCCGGGCGAGCGAUGGCCCUGCUGGGCCGCCUGGUGCGGCGAUCGCCCUGGCUGUGCAACGUGGCGCUCUACGGAAGCCUCUUCGCGGCGGGCGACGCGGCGCAGCAGCGGCUCCGGCGUCGGCCGGGCCAAAGCGCGGACUGGGCGCAGACGCGGCACGUGGCGCUGGUGGCGCUCUCCUUCCACGGCAACUUCAACUACGUGUGGCUGAGGGCGCUGGAGAGGCUGCUGCCCGGCCGGGCGCCCGGCGCCGUGCUGGCCAAAGUGCUGUGCGACCAGCUCAUGGGCGCGCCCAUCGCCGUGCUCGCCUUCUAUACCGGCAUGAGUAUACUCCAGGGGAAAGAGGAUGUCUUUGCCGACUGCAGGGAUAAAUUUUGGAAUACCUAUAAGACUGGGCUGAUGUACUGGCCUUUUGUGCAGCUUUCCAACUUCAGCCUGGUUCCGGUGCAUUGGAGGACGGCGUACACUGGCCUGUGUGGUUUUAUCUGGGCAACUUUCCUGUGCUUUUCCCAACAAAGCGGUGACGGAACUGCAAAAUCAGUUUUCUUGUUGUUCCGAGGCAAAAAACCUGACGUGGACGAGAUGCCGCCAGAGAAAUAAAUAUAUUGCUGGUGCAAAGCAUCCCUCACCUGUCAGGGAGGCAGCGAGCUGCGUUGGCAGAUGCCAGGUAGAUUUUUUUAGGGGGUGAUGAGAAUGUACAUGAAGGUAGAACUAAAAGUGAACAAACUUGAGCAUUUACGAAAUGGUACCUUAUUGCUGUGGGAAUGCACUCAGCUAACUUUUAGGGUUGUAUCCAAUUAUUGGGCAUGACUAACUUAGGCCCCUUAAUUUUAAUGCUUCUCCUCUGAGUGGGCUUUAAUUGACUGCCACCCAUCCAUUCUGCUAGUGCUAUUUUUCUAGAAAAAGAGGUGCUGGAGCUCAACCUCCCUUGUUCUCUUAGAAUGGCAAUGGCGCCCACCUGAGAGGUGCUGGAACUGAGUUCCAGAGAGUUCCGGCUGAUAAAAAGCCCUGCAUUCUGCAGAGAUACAGUAACUUUACUUCUCUUUUAUUUCAGUCGUGGACUUGAGGGUUCAGUGUGUGCCUGUAGAAUUCGGGAACAUAAAAUAUGUGAACUACCAAUCUAUGGUUUAGAGCAGGAUUGAGGAAGUUCUGUCUGGCUCUCGGGACUUUUCCUGUACUGCCCUCUCCACCCCAGUCGCACUCUCUUCCCCCAAAACGAUACCCUUCACUCCUUGAGUGCUUUUGCUUUGCUGGGAUGUGUUAUUGAACUCUGAUCAUGCCUCUUGUUUGACUGGAUGAAGGCUGUGUGCGUAUAAGCUAUCCUGUUGCACAAAGGUCAGACUUAACAUUUGUUGCCAUACCCACAUUUGGUUCUGGCCCUGCCCACCAGCAUGUGCCCCUAAAAGGUUAUACAGAAGGGAGUACGGCCCCCAAGCUGAAGAAAGUUUCCCCACACCUGGUCUGGAGGGAUACAGUCCAUUGCAUUGCCUGAUUUGGGUCUUUUUGUGCUUCAUGUGUAAUAAAUCCAGUCUGAUGCACGGUUGCAUCCUGCACAGCUGUAAUUCAGCCUGUCAUAAUAAUAAUAAUAUUUUAUUUAUACCCCACCCAUCUGACUGGGUUUCCCCAGCCACUCUGGGCAGCUUCCUACAAUAGACUAAAA
This is a messenger RNA of Podarcis muralis (Common wall lizard), 2765 nucleotides long. RefSeq names its product MPV17 mitochondrial inner membrane protein like (gene MPV17L). The record is from RefSeq and is a predicted model, not a curated record. Lineage: Eukaryota; Metazoa; Chordata; Lepidosauria; Squamata; Lacertidae. Gene Ontology annotation, cellular component: membrane; mitochondrion; cytoplasm. Gene Ontology annotation, biological process: mitochondrial ribosome assembly.